This is a messenger RNA of Hordeum vulgare subsp. vulgare (domesticated barley), 1772 nucleotides long. Its product is annotated as putative F-box/LRR-repeat protein 23. The coding region runs from base 127 to 1527 and encodes 466 amino acids. The record is from RefSeq and is a predicted model, not a curated record. Lineage: Eukaryota; Viridiplantae; Streptophyta; Magnoliopsida; Poales; Poaceae. The transcript is spliced from 4 exons. Gene Ontology annotation, molecular function: protein binding.
UUCUAGUUUCAAACUGCUCUCCGUCUCUCGACUCCCAAGGUAUCACCUACGCUCGCUUCUCGUUCCAAGGGUUUGGGGUUCCGAUCUGGUUGACCUAUAGUUCCCUUGCGGAGGCGGCGUGAGGGCAUGUCGAGCCCCUCCGGCGACGGGGGGCGCCGCAUUAGCGGCAGCCCCACGGCCGGCGGCAGCAGGGAGGAGCGGGGCGCGUUCCUGCCCGUCGCCGAUAUCAGGCGCAUCACGAGGAAGGCUACCCCGCCCAACGGGGAGAUCGACGAGGAGGCCGUUCAGGAGCUAGUCUCCGAGGCGAGGGGCGACAGAUCCAAGAGGGCGAAGCGGGAGGCCAUGGCCGGCGACGACCUGCUGACCGAAAUGGCGAAGCAGGGGUUUCAGGCCUACCCCCACAAGAACAGAGUGGAGCUACCUUGCACGAUGAAGGUGGAGCCAAAACCCUUGCCUGUGUCUGAUGUCAGGGAUUGGUCUGAGCUCCCACUCGAUGCGCUUUCUGCAAUCUUCAUGAAGCUUGGGACCAUUGAGAUCCUGAUGGGCGCCGGACUUGUGUGCCACUCAUGGUUGGUGGCAGCCAAGUCCCCUGAGCUGUGGCGUUUCGUGGACAUGACACGCCACAAGUUGGUUUUUUCCAAGCCGGAAAACGUCAUGUGCCAAAUGGCAAAGGUGGCUAUAGACCGCUCUGAUGGACGGAUGGAAUCGUUCUUGGUUCAGAAGUUUGUCGCUAGUGAACUCCUGAAUUACAUUGCAAGCAGAUGCAACUCAUUGAAGAGCAUUCGGCUCAUCGGCGCCUGUUACUUUUGGGAUGAUGAGGACGUAGUAAUUAAGCUUGCAGCUAAAUGUCCAAUGCUAGAAGAGAUAGAGUACUCUGGUCAGAAGCUGACAUGGGACUUUUUCAAGGGGAUUGGUGCAGCACGCCCAGGGCUGAAGCGUCUAAGAGUCUGUUUGCCGUGGUACGAUUCAGAUUCAAUAGAGCAUGAGAUAAGGAUGGAACAACAGCAAAGCGACGAGGAGGAAGAGGAGGAGGAGGAGGAGCCUUAUGAGGUCUGGGAGGCGAGACACAAUGAGGAGGCCUUUGCCAUAGCAGAGAGCUUGCACGAGCUGCGGCUCCUUCAGAUGGCAGGCUACGGCCUGACUAAAAAAGGGGUGUACGCCAUCCUUGAAGGCUGCCCCCACCUCGAGUUCCUCGACCUUAGAGAAUGCGGUCACCUCCAAGUUAAUGCUGAACUCCAAGCUCGCUGUGCUAAAAUCAAACAUGUCCGGCUGCCAGGAGGAUGGCCUCAUGUUCAUUGCCCAGAACUUGAUAUCAUUGAAGAGGACGAAGGUGAAGUGACCGAGCUACCUGAUCUCUAUGAAUUGGAGGCUCAGGCUCUCCGCAACGGGGCAGCGAUGGACAAUGUAGCGAUGGACAAUGAUGACUACGGUGAGAACUACUGGGAGGACUACUCGCUCCCGUCGUCCCCUGACUCGCCUGUGCCGACCUACUCCAUGGACGAUCCCAGAUACUACUGGGAGCUGUAACAGAUGCAGCUGUGCCAUGUUCAGUAGUUCAAGUCACUGUCUUGGUGUUUUGGAUCCUGAAUAUUUUGUGUAUAUCCCUGCAGUAAGGCUUUUGAUGUAGAAACAAGCCGAUGGUGCUUUUGAAUCAUCUGCCUCGUAGUGUGUGUUUUACUAGUUUGUGUAAAUGGUUGGACGGACUGCUUUCAAGUGUCUAGUAGUACGCAGCUGUAUUCUCACGUUAAUUGUUUGAACCUUUACUCAGCUUA